Hydatigera taeniaeformis is the source of this 417-nucleotide messenger RNA. Lineage: Eukaryota; Metazoa; Platyhelminthes; Cestoda; Cyclophyllidea; Taeniidae. The record is from the annotation of a GenBank genome assembly.
AUGCCGUGGAUGCACGAUGGAUUCAAAGCACGCGCAGCUGUCGACAGCGCUAUGUAUGCGACCAUUCUUGUGACCCUGGUGCGGGCCACGCGUGCAUUUGUCAACGGGGCUACCGACCGGCUGGACCUGAGGAUCGGUCGCGCCUCAUUGGUUACGGCAGCGGAGCAGCAGACGGUAUUAAAGGUCAAGGUCGGGUCUGCUUGGACGUCGAUGAAUGCGAAGAUGCUACAGUUCGCGCUGAAUGUACGCAACGUGGCGGAGUUUGUACGAACCGUCCAGGAGAUCAUCAAUGCCUCUGUCCUUCGGGCCGCACAUGCCUUCGUGAGUUCAAGAAAAUUGCAUGCGGCUCGGCGUCAUAUCACAUUCCAGUUGUCUUUAUCAGAUGUGGCACUUUAUUCUCCAACUGUGAUGUUUUAG